This is a messenger RNA of Siniperca chuatsi (mandarin fish), 3864 nucleotides long. It is a transcript of the gene polr3e, whose product is annotated as polymerase (RNA) III (DNA directed) polypeptide E. Gene Ontology annotation, biological process: DNA-templated transcription. The transcript is spliced from 22 exons. Lineage: Eukaryota; Metazoa; Chordata; Actinopteri; Centrarchiformes; Sinipercidae. The record is from RefSeq and is a predicted model, not a curated record. The coding region runs from base 350 to 2413 and encodes 687 amino acids. Gene Ontology annotation, cellular component: RNA polymerase III complex; nucleus.
AAGCCAACUGUGCAGUGGCCUCGCUGUGCAUUAUGGGCACGGGCUCCUCCCCACGUGUCCUGUGUGGAGCACAGUCAACAUGGUACCGACAGACUUCAGCUGUGUUAGCCUGUAGAGUUAGAUGCUACACCUCUACGCACCACAUUUCAGGACUGUUCAGACGCGGAUGAGAUAGCUAAAACUGUAACGUGAAGUGUGCAGGUGUAUACAAUUUGUGUCCGAAUGAAAAUUUAACCCGCAGUGUAGUGCAGGCCUGUGACAAGAGACUGAAAGGUUGGAUCUCUGAGAUCUGCUGCCGCUCAUCUCCUGUUUCAUAUCCUCUUCCCCUCCUCGCUCUGUUCACAUCAAUAUGGCCAGCGGGGAUGAUGAUGACCCCAUUAUAGAAGAGAUUGAUGUGUAUCUUGCCAAAAGUCUUGCAGAUAAGCUGUAUCUUUUGCAGUACCCUGUCCGACCAUCCAGUAUGACCUAUGAUGAUGUCAACCACUUAGCGGCUAAGAUCAAACCCAAGCAGCAAAGGGUGGAGUUGGAAAUGGCCAUCAACACAAUGAGUCCAAACUACUGUCGCAGCAAAGGAGAGCAGAUAGCUCUGAAUGUGGAUGGCACGGCUUAUGAUGAAACCAACACCUAUUCAACGAAAGUGAUGGAUAAACAGACCUUUUCCUCCAUCCAGGCCACCACCAACACCUCCAGAUAUGCUGCUGCUGUGUUUCGCAAAGGUGAGCUUCACGUCACACCUCUGACGGGAAUCCUCCAGAUGAGACCCAGCUUCUCUUACCUGGACAAGGCUGACACUAAAACCAGAGAGAGGGAGGCGGCCAAUGAAGGUGGAGAUUCCUCCCAGGAUGAAGCUGAGGAGGACGUCAAGGCCAUUACGGUGAGGUUUGCUCGUCCUGAGUCAGAGCAGGCCCGGCAGAGGAGGAUCCAGUCGUACGAGUUCCUCCAGAAGAAGCAGGCGGAGGAGCCCUGGGUUCACCUGCACUACCACGGUGUCAAGGAUGGGCACUCAGAGCAUGAAAGGCAGUACCUCUUCUGCCAGUCAGUGGAUGCCUCAGAGAACUCUGAACUGGUCAAAACUCCUAAGGAGUACCUGGCAAUGCUGAUGCCCCCUCUUGCAGAAGAAAAAGUUGUAAAGCCUGUUGGUCCCAGUAAUGUGCUCUCCAUGGCUCAACUCCGCACUCUGCCACUGGGAGACCAAGUCAAGACCCUGAUGAAGAAUGUCAAGGUGAUGCCGUUUGCUAACCUGAUGGGCCUGCUCGCCUCUGGCACAGACUCGACCUCGGUGCUGCGCUGCAUCCAACAGGUGGCGCUGCUGGUUCAGGGGAACUGGGUUGUCAAGAGUGAUGUUCUGUAUCCUAAAAACACCUGCAGUCCUCACAGUGGAGUCCCUGCUGAAGUGCUCUGUCGUGGCAGGGACUUUGUGAUGUGGAGGUUCACUCUGGAGCGCUCUGUGAUGAGAAAGGAGAUUGCAUCCAUCAUCAAACUUCCUCCAGAGGAUGUGAAGGAGUUCCUGGAGCAUGUGGCAGCUCCUCGAGUCAACCGGGGCUGGGAGUUCCUGUUGCCUACUGAUGUAGACUUCAUUAAGAAACACUCAGAUGUUGCCCACAGGCAACACAUGCUGUGGCUUGGCAUCCAGAGCAAGUUGGAAAAGGUCUUUAACUUCUCUAAAGAAGACUUCAUGCCAAAGAAUUCCCCUCAGCCGGAGCCUGUCCACAUCAGUGGGGAGCAGCGUCUGAAGAUGGCUCAGGAGCGUGCACAAGAAAACCAGUCGUCCCUACAGAAGGACUUGGACACCAAACGGGCAGGAGUCCAAGUCAAACAGGAACCCGAAGACGAACCUAUGGACACCUCCUCUUCCGCUUCCUCCUCCGCCAUCCUCAACGGUUCUCUCAAUGGUUACCCCGGUGCCACCUCCCCCGGCUUUGAUCACACUAAUGGCAAUGGAGGAAGUCCCGCCAACACGUCAUCCCAGGAGCUGCAGGACUUUGUCAGAAAGACUUUCAGGAAGCAUUUUGUACUGACGCUGAACGAGUUUAAGAGGCUGUUUAACCUCCACCUGGCUUCCAUGCCGGUGGGACGGAGCGUCUUCCACUCCAUCUCGGACCACAUGCUACAGGACGCCAUACUGCUCUGCCAGUGCAAACAAAUAAUGGUUCCUUUUCCUGCUCAGAGCACAGCAGCCCCUGAUGAACAGAAGGUGUUUGGUUUAUGGGAGACUGGAGAGGAAUUCGACAAGCACCGUCGGCUGCUGUUUGACUUGUUCACGAAGAACUACAGGAUCAGGAGGAACAUGAUACAAGCCAGACUGAUGCAGGAGUUUGGAGACGCCUCCAAGGCGGACAUUGACCGGCUGCUCACUGAGUGCUGCAGCAGCCACGCAGGGAUGUGGUACCUCAAGGGAACGAUACAGUCCUGACACUGAGAGCCUGCCCCCUGCGAUCACCGUCAGCCAAUCAAAUCCUCUCCCCAGGUGUCCAGUGGGAGGGUAGUCAGACAGAUGAGAGCCAAUCACAGCUCGCCCAGCUCUGAGGGCGGGCGAUUGGAGAAUAACGAUGUCAGCCGUCUGCUCUGUUCAGAACAUGAAGCUUUUCUCGUUUCAACUGAAGCAUUUCCGACAUUAACAUGAGCACUCGGAUGCAGCGCCGAGGAUAGAACUCCUCACACACUCACACUAAGAGCUGGAGUGUCUGAGGGGAAAAAUAUCGAUUAUAAAAAGAUGAAGAAAUAGCAAGAUAUAAAUCUAUAUGGUUUUCAGUAGAUUUUUGGAUUUAUGACCUCAUGUUUGAUUAUUUUUGAAUUAAGCCUUUACCAGAUCAGGAUAGUGUUUACUGUUGAAAGCAGCCUUUGCUCAAAGUGCUUUCGUUUUACUCCUGAUUUGUAAAUUUUGCCAGAAAAAACAUGUUUUACUUCAUCGUAUCAUCAACAAAGCAAACAUUGUUUAAGGCCUUGUGGGUAAAAAAAAAUAAACUUAAAAGAAGAAAACCUGAUUUAUUUUUCAUCCAGACCUGAAUUGGUUAAGGAAUAUCAACUAAAUAGAGUAUUUAUCCCACCCUCAAUACACAAAUGAAAGGGGUGAGCUUUAAGGUCGGAUGAUACAAUUGCUUAAUUAAAAUGUUUGAAGGCACUUGACGAAACGUUGCCAAACUCAUCAGUCAACAAACCUGAAACAAAAAGGGAAGAAAAGUCCCUGAUGUCAUUAUGUUCAUGUUGUACAACUGAAAUCACUUAAUGUUUUUGGCAAUCAUGGACCUGGAAACUGCUACAUCGAAUGUGGCUUUUCCCAUAUUCUGUAUUAUUCAGUCGAAUGCGUGCUGAAAUAUAAAAAUACGAGAAAAAGUGGAUUAAAUGGCUUAUUUCUGGUUGAAUGUACAGAGUUUCAAACGGUUUUCCUUUAUGAGAGAAAGAUUUUGAAGAUUGUCAAUAAAGAUGCAAUUUUGAAUAAAACAUUUUGUCAUAUUUUGAUCAGAAAUCUGUUGGGAUUUAAUCCCAUCAGUCAAACAGUGGAACGGUGUGUUGAUGGACAGGAUCGCGUCUAGUACAAACACUGGGCCGUCACCUGGGGGUGAUGGGGGAGUUGUUGCUAUGGAAAUGCCGGCGUAUCGCCAUGUGCUGCUAUCUUGAGCCUCCAUCUAAAGUGCCUCUGCCUCACAAGGCAUUCAGGACAAACUCCCGUUCAUAUAUAGAAUAACAGGAACAAUAAUCAUUUGAUUGUCACUGAAAUCCUUAAAGAUGUUUAAACCUUCAAAGUGGAACUGUGAAAAAGUUUCUGUUUCAGGCUAAAUUUAGAGGUACAUCAUCAAAUCAUGACAGCUGUAUUUUUUCUUCUCAUUGGUUUGUUACUUGGUUCAAUAAACAUUAUAAUGUCAA